Molecule: messenger RNA, 1287 nt
Organism: Mesorhabditis belari
Lineage: Eukaryota; Metazoa; Nematoda; Chromadorea; Rhabditida; Rhabditidae
Source: the annotation of a GenBank genome assembly
AUGAAUUUCACAGAAGAACUUCAUUUUCUGAAACAAAGCUUUACAAUUUCCCUCUCGAAUCUCAUCGGUUUCAUUGUCCAUUUUUUUCUGUAUUUGAUCAACAUUCGAAAAGAAGCAAAACAUGUCAAACCGACAAAGGAACCCCUUUUACUGAUCAGCGCCACAAAACUUUCCGCUAAAAUUCGAGAACGAAAAGUAAAUCCAAUAAUCAAUGCUGUCGUCGAAUUGUACAAAGAGAAAGCUCUUCAAAAAGCUGAAGAAGUCGAUGAAUAUCUUGAGAAAUGUGAUCAAAAUGAAUUGAAUCAAUUAGCGUUUUCAAAACCGCUUCUCGGAAUUCCAUUCACUUGUAAAGAUAUGUUCGAUGUUAAAGACACAAAAACAACUCUUGGAAACUGGUGGAAAAAGGAAAACGUUUCAACGACGACUCAUCUAGUCAUUCAAAGAAUGAUUGACGCUGGAGCGAUACUCAUUGCAAAAACAACAACUUCAGAGGAUUGUAUGUGGAUUGAAUCAUCGAAUCCAUUAAAUGGAACAACUGGAAAUCCAUAUGAUACAAGAAAAAAUGCGGGUGGCUCAAGUGGUGGUGAAGGAGCGCUUAUUGCAGCAGCUGGAUCAUUGCUAGGCAUUGGCUCGGAUUUUGCUGGCAGUAUUCGAAUUCCGGCAGCUCUCAAUGGAGUCUAUGGAUUGAAGACAACAUCGGGUGUUCUUCCUCUGUCCGAAUUCCUCGACAAUCCCGUUGAGUCAAAAAUGGCCGUCUUUGGUCCAAUCGCCCGUUUCCCUGAGGAUCUAAACCUUGUUUUAAAAGAGAAAUUUCACUGGAUAACCGAGAUCCCAAAUUGGUUUUUUGGAAAAUCACGACACUCGUUGGGAUCAAUUUUUGAUUAUCAUGCUCUUGAUCGAAUGUAUGGUGAUGAAAAAAAGAAUGAGCUAAUCACUUGUGUUUCCGAGUUUCGUGCGGAUUUCGAUAAAAUUCUCGGCGAAGACUCGAUCAUUGUUCAUCCGACUUGGCCUCGAGGAGCCGCAUUUCAUCAUGGAGAAAUACCGUAUUUCAAUUACAUUCACACGGGAAUCUACAACAUUUUUAAUCUCCCAGUCGUCGCUUUGCCGUACGGCGUUGACAAUGAAGGAAUGCCGCUUUCUGUAUCGGUGAGAAUUGGCUAUUACUGUGAUAUUGAUGAAGAAGACUAUGAACUCUUAGAUAUAUUGCAGAUUAUUGGACCUAAUGGCUCUGAUGGUUGGCUGGUUGAACUCGCUGAGAUGAUUGAGCGAGAAAAAGAAGCUCAUAAA